AUGCGUGGUUCGGCAUCUCAUCGAGGUGUUCCUCGCCAAUGUAGACUGGGCAACGCAGUUCGAGCUGGUGUUUUGUACGGAAGCGCAUGCUUUCCUGAACUCGGUGAUCGCCGGCAUCCCGAUUGAGAGAAUCUAUGAACGGUGAAAAACAAAAAAAGAUUUUUCUAUAGUUUAAAUUUUAGAGCAACCGGGACGGCACUAUGGGAUACCGAAGUACCAGUCGUUGUAAACCGGUUUCAAUUUUCGAUUACCUGCUGCCGAUAGCGAGCGUCGGUGGCGGGUAUAUCCUCUCCCAGGAGAUGCGGCACUGCCGGUUGAAAUGCAGCCGCUGUUUCCGGAGGAGCCCAUGGUCUUCACUGCGCGUGGCAGGCUGGAAGACUUCCUCAUCGCAGUUCCCAGAGAGUAUCUGCCCGUCACCACUGGAACGAUAUCAUGACGGUGUAUCAGAAGACCCGAAGGACCCUUUCUAA
Caenorhabditis auriculariae is the source of this 470-nucleotide messenger RNA. NCBI's taxonomy places the organism in Eukaryota, Metazoa, Nematoda, Chromadorea, Rhabditida, Rhabditidae. The record is from the annotation of a GenBank genome assembly.